AUGGCCAAUUCAUCUGACGAAGAGGCCGAUUCACGAACAGCUUCGGUGGGCAUACCGCGUGCUCGCGCAAACCCACGUUCCACUUCGCGCUCCGCAUCCAACGACAGCAAUUCCCGCCCGGCCAAAAGACAGCGCAGAAGCCAGAACACAAAGAAUUCGGAUCUUAGUGAUUUUGUUCCCCGGGGUGCUACUUUUAGCGAACGUCCUUUGCCAGUUGAUCCAGACAGUACAUCUAGCUCUGGGUCCAGUUCAGAUUCAAGUAACGGGGACUCCGAGGACGCGGACUCUGAUUCCAAUUCACAACCGGACACUACCAGCGCAAACCCACACGAAGGAAACACAACACCCGCUAUCAGUUGGAACCAAGGCCGGAAGGCUGCAGUUCGCACCACGCUUGGAAAACGACCAGCACCAAACGGGACGACUACACAGUUUACAGCAGUGAAUGACAGAUACUGGCGCAGUCGCAGUGAAUCUACAUCACCGGCACCUCCUGGAGCGGAGGAACCCCAGGGCGAAGAAGUGAAUGCAAAUGAACAAUCUGGUGACGAGGAGGAGCUAGAGGAGGGGGAGAUUGACUCUAAGAGUGAAUCAGAUGAUUCUGAUUCCCUCGACUCAGAAGCGGACGACUCAAUCCUACUCAACAUUGGCGACAAAAUGGAUGGAGUAGACAGUGGCAAUGAUUAUGACCCCGCCACUUUGGCUCUUCAGCAUGCGUCUAACAACACAAACGGGAAUGGGACUUCGUUUGGGUCUCCCUCAAAAGAGGAGGCUUUCCGACAGUUCUCCCGCAAAUAUCCCACUGCACCUACCUCUCUAAUAGAUCUGAACCAACACGAUCUUGAACUUCAGGCUAAAUACGUGCAUUUCGACAAAAACAUUCACGAUCUGGACCUCAGGCUCCCCGUUUCAUGCAUUGAAUGUCAACGUGAAGGCCAUAUGGCCGAUGUUUGCCCAUUCAAAGAGUGUGAACACUGCAACGCGUGGAACCAACACCAAGGCAGCACCUGCCCCACCUGGCGGAGAUGUCAACGAUGCCGCGAGCGAGGCCAUGAUGAGCCGCAAUGCGAAUCAAAACUACGCAACUUUCCAUCUGAGGUCCCCUGUGAUUAUUGCGGUAACGAACACCUGGAGUCCGAGUGCGACCGCUUGUGGAAAUCACCAUCCCAAGAGACCCACUCCCAACAAGUCACCGUCUCAAUCUGCUGUUCCAAUUGCUGCAGCAUGAAGCAUCUUGCAGGAGAUUGUGAAUCCAGCGGCACACGCAGAAGUGUCAACUUAUCUUCAUCUUCGUUCAGCCUCAAAGGUAUCGAUCCGUACAUGAUCACAAACCUCAACUCCGUCGGCGAAAGUCGAAAUGGACCUCCAUCAAGCCGAGGCCGACCUGGAUCUCGCGCAAGACGCGACUGGUCCCCACCUUCUUCCCCGGAUGAUGAUGACAUGAUGUCCCGUGUCUCCCGAGGCAACGGCCGUCCCGCCACCGCCGCCCCCCGGGGCAACACUCGUGGAAAUAUCAAGUUCGGAAACGGAGUCGGAAGCAACCGCGGCGACUCAAGGUCUCGUGGCCCUUCGCGUGGCCGUUCUCCAUUCUCUGGCAAUGGAAAUGGGAAUGGUCAACGAUCUCUGGAUCCGCCACCACUCCCCCGUGGCCCUCCUCCCCGUGGACCUCCUCCGCCAAGAGGGGGCCGUGGUCGUGGAGCCUCUCGAGGUCCGUCGCGUGGAGGUUUCUCACGCGGGCCUCGUGGGCCUGGCAGAGGCCGCAGCCGCGGAUAA
Molecule: messenger RNA, 1773 nt
Organism: Penicillium soppii
Lineage: Eukaryota; Fungi; Ascomycota; Eurotiomycetes; Eurotiales; Aspergillaceae
Product: zinc knuckle domain protein
Exons: 2
Coding region: 1-1773 (590 amino acids)
Molecular function (GO): nucleic acid binding; zinc ion binding
Source: RefSeq, a predicted model, not a curated record